AAAGAGAUGAACAUGAGAUGUACCUCGCUGUACAUGGUGGCAGUUAAGUACAAUAAUUAGUAGCUACAAUAUGAUUUUACCAACUGGGCCUAUGAAGACACAAGGGGCCAUGAAACGAACCACUCCUGGCGUCCACCGACUGGAACAGUAACAGAACUUCAUCGGCCCAAGAUUCGUGAGCAGUUUCGCCAUGGCCCGUGGUCGAUCGCGAAGCCCGAGAAGGAGCCGAUGGGACAAGGUCUUUUGUGUGGAUGUGGAGUGCGUGGCCAUUGGCCGCAGCCAUGACAUAUCAGCGCGCAGCCCAUGCUCGGUGGCCCUUGUGAAUGGACAAGAGGAGGUUCUUCUCAAGGAGAUCAUCAAGCCCGAGAAACCGAUUAUCAGCUGUUUGACUCCCCUCACUGGUGUGACCAAAGCUGAUUUGGACAAGGGCAUCUCCUUGAAUGAGGCCGUGGCAAAGUUGAAGCGGCUCCUACCAGCAGAUGCUGUCUUGGUUGGACAAAGUUGUGCGUCCGACAUUGAGUGGAUGAUGCUUGAGAAGGGUGUGGAUUUCGCAGAAGUCGUGGAUCUUGGCGAAAUCUUCAAAGGCUACAACGCCCGAUAUGGGAACUACUCGGUGCAUUCGCUCCAGCAUGAAGCCCGGGUUCUAUUGGGCAAGACGGCACGCGGAGCCCACGACCCUGCCUGGGAUGCACAGGUCUCUGUAGCUCUCUACAAGACGCUUUCCUCCAACUUUGACGGUUCCUUUUGCCACACCCUUCUCUCUUUAGGAAAGCAAAGCUGGCAACAGCGCAGGAGCUCACAUCCAUGCAGCAGCAGCUGAUUUCAACAAAGCCCCUCCCCAGCGUGGCAAAGAGCCACAACUACAACAUUGAUGGCGUUUGUAUGGCGAAGUUUAUGCCAAAGUUCUGCACAUGCUGACGUUGUUUUGAGUGAAGGAUGUCCGCUGGCCGACGUGAGGGUUUAUGAAACAUGUCACAGCAUGGCCACAAGGUAUUCACAAGUGCGUGCUUUCUGACAGGCAAAGCACGAGUCACAGUCUUGCUGGCAUAUUGCGGUGUGAAAA
Durusdinium trenchii is the source of this 1063-nucleotide messenger RNA. The record is from the annotation of a GenBank genome assembly. Lineage: Eukaryota; Dinophyceae; Suessiales; Symbiodiniaceae.